UGAAAAAUUCAGUAAGCCCAGUCGGUUCUUGGCCCUCAGAGAGAAAAAGCCGUUGUCGUGGGAAGGAAGAUAGACGCCUCGAAGCCCGGAAAAGAACAGCCGGCACCGGCAUCAACACUCACUGAAUUUCCUUUCUAUCGGCUUGACGUUCCAUUUUUCCGCCGAAGAUGGCCUGCGGGGCGACGCUAAAGCGCUCGAUGGAGUUUGAGGCCCUCCUCAGCCCCCAGUCUCCCAAGCGGAGACGGUGCAACCCCCUACCGGGGACUCCCGGCACUCCGUCCCCGCAAAGAUGCAACAACCUCCGCACCGCCGGCGACGGCCCGACGCACUCCAUGUCGCCGCAAAGCGUGGCGGGCGAAAACAGACUCACGCCAGAACAGAUCUUCAAAAACCUGCGCCAGGAGUACAGCCGGAUCCAGAGGAGGCGGCAGCUGGAGGGUGCCUUCAACCAGACGGAGGCAUGUGGACACUCGGACGUCCCCAGCCCCUCUUCAUCCCUGCACGCCCCCAGCUCCCCACCAGGCGCCUCGAGACGGGACCAGCCCUCGUUCACGCUGAAGCAGGUGAGCUACCUGUGCGAGCGCUUGCUCAAAGACCAUGAGGAGAAGAUCCGCGAGGAGUAUGAACAGAUCCUCAGCACAAAACUUUCAGAACAAUAUGAAUCCUUUGUGAAAUUCACGCAAGAUCAGAUCAUGCGAAGAUACGGCGCCCGGCCUGCUAGUUAUGUCUCUUGAAUGCGCCGCCACGAGUUCCAAGCUUCUUCCCCUCGCACACAAGAUGGCUGCUCUUCUAAGGCCCUCUACCACUUUUUUUUUUAACCCCACCACCUACACACGCGCACACACACACGCAUGCACACGUGCACACAGUGCCAUGGUUUAAGUUAAAACUGUUCCCGCUGGCCAAAAAGCUCGACGAAAUCUUGAGAAGAUGACCUUUUUCCUGUUUCCCCUGCCCACCCUCCUGUUAUUUGUCUUUAUUUUUAUUUUUUUUUGUUUCUCAUCACUGCUCUCGCUGUCUCUCUCUACCUGAAAAUGUGGACUGAAGCCGAUCCCAGUUGUCCUAACUCGGCUGGCGCUGUAGACUACAAAGCUUAUGCUUCUUGGCUCAUGUGAUAGAAGCUCUUUGGAGUGAGCAGCUGUAUUUAACGCCUCUCAUGUCGUCCCUCCUUGCUCACUCUUUCUCUUUCAACAUGAGAAUGUGCUUUUUUUUUCCUCCCUUUUGAAAAAAAAUAAACAAAAGUUCUGCAAUAAAA
Syngnathus typhle (broad-nosed pipefish) is the source of this 1255-nucleotide messenger RNA. RefSeq names its product akirin 1 (gene akirin1). The transcript is spliced from 5 exons. Gene Ontology annotation, cellular component: chromatin; nucleus. The coding region runs from base 168 to 734 and encodes 188 amino acids. Gene Ontology annotation, molecular function: transcription coregulator activity. The record is from RefSeq and is a predicted model, not a curated record. NCBI's taxonomy places the organism in Eukaryota, Metazoa, Chordata, Actinopteri, Syngnathiformes, Syngnathidae. Gene Ontology annotation, biological process: positive regulation of transcription by RNA polymerase II; positive regulation of macrophage chemotaxis; positive regulation of myoblast differentiation.